GCAGCGGUAGCGUCGGGUCUCUGAGCCACGGUCUGCGAGCCACGGUCUGCGAGUGGACUGUAUCCGGGUCUGGAACCUAGUUCUGACCGUGUCCGUGUGCGGGUGGACGGCGUCGGGCGCGAUGACUCUGAAUGGCGGCGGCAGCGGAGCUGGCGGGAGCCGCGGCGGGGGCCGGGAGCGCGAGCGCCGUCGAGGCAGCACACCCUGGGGCCCGGCGCCCCCGCUGCACCGCCGAAGCAUGCCGGUGGACGAGCGGGACCUGCAGGCGGCCCUGGCUCCGGGCGCUCUGGCAGCGGCCACGGCCGGGACCGGGGCCCAGGGUGCGACGCUCGAAUGGCACGAGGGCUCCACCGAGUCGCUCAGCUCAGGGGGCAGCGACUCCGACGAGAGCGUUUACAAGGUGCUGCUGCUGGGGGCGCCUGGCGUGGGCAAGAGCACCCUGGCGCGAAUCUUCGGUGGUGUAGAGGAUGGGCCUGAAGCAGAGGCCGCAGGGCACACAUAUGAUCGGUCCAUCAUAGUGGAUGGAGAGGAGGCAUCACUCAUGGUCUAUGACAUCUGGGAACAGGAUAGCAGCCACUGGCUACCUGGCCACUGCAUGGCUAUGGGCGAUGCAUACGUCAUCGUGUACUCAGUGACGGAUAAGGAAAGCUUCGAGAAGGCCUCAGAGCUGCGAGUUCAGCUGCGGCGGGCACGGCAGACGGACAACGUGCCCAUUAUCCUAGUGGGCAACAAGAGUGACCUGGUGCGCUCUCGAGAGGUCUCCUUGGAUGAGGGCCGGGCGUGUGCCGUGGUCUUCGACUGCAAGUUUAUUGAGACAUCAGCGGCGCUGCACCACAAUGUCCAGGCCCUAUUCGAGGGUGUUGUGCGCCAGAUACGCCUGCGCAGGGACAGCAAAGAGGCCAAUGCACGUCGACAGGCGGGUACCCGACGGCGAGAGAGCCUUGGCAAGAAGGCAAAGCGUUUCUUGGGCCGCAUUGUAGCACGCAACAGCCGCAAGAUGGCCUUUCGUGCCAAGUCCAAGUCCUGCCAUGAUCUCUCAGUGCUCUAGACUCCACCGGCACCUACUGUGUUAUGCAUACAGACGGGUAGAUUGGUUGGCUGGCCCAGCCAACUGCCCUGGGUGCCUCAGGGCUGACUCAGACUCUGGGCAUACCCCACUUCAUGGUCAUGGACAGACAUUGCUGCCCAGGGAGACAAGCUCCCAGUGGGCUUCAAGGGCUGGGCCCACAGCGAUGUGUGUUCAGGCUAGUGUGUGUCCUAAGCAGCAGCCUGAGCCCAGCCUGUGGGGCAGGCCUGUUUGUGGGGAAAGGACUCUAUCUUUCUUCACACUUGGGGUGUGCAUGCUCUGAAGGGAGGCUGUUCAGUGCAGGGGUUAUUUGUUUACAUGCAAAUUUUUGUAAUAAAGACUAUUUCCUGAUAGA
Suricata suricatta (meerkat) is the source of this 1421-nucleotide messenger RNA. RefSeq names its product RRAD, Ras related glycolysis inhibitor and calcium channel regulator (gene RRAD). The transcript has 6 exons. NCBI's taxonomy places the organism in Eukaryota, Metazoa, Chordata, Mammalia, Carnivora, Herpestidae. The coding region runs from base 122 to 1048 and encodes 308 amino acids. Gene Ontology annotation, cellular component: plasma membrane. The record is from RefSeq and is a predicted model, not a curated record. Gene Ontology annotation, molecular function: GTPase activity; calcium channel regulator activity; GTP binding. Gene Ontology annotation, biological process: negative regulation of high voltage-gated calcium channel activity.